GCAACUUGUCCAAUAGUAAACACAGGCAAACAUGAAUUUCCUACAAUUCCUACGAACGAACUUAGCUUUUAUAAACAUUUAGAUCCAUUGUUAAAUUUUCGGAAAGGAAUUAAUAUUAAUACGAUAGAUGAGGCACGUACGAUAUCGCAAAUUUUAAGCAACAGAAAUUAAUUAAUUGAAAUGUCGGACAAGGAUCAAAAUUCGAACGAUUCGAAAAAUCAAUUGGACGAACGAAUAAACGUUGACGAAGCAUUAUGGGAUCAGAAUACUUAUAUUGGUAGAUGGAAACAAAUGGCUUUCAUUAGCGACUUCCGAACUAUUUUUGUGUCGAAAGAGAAAUUAUAUCAAGCUAAAAAACUUUGUAAUGAUUAUGCGUUGGGAAAUGAACCAGAAGAUUUGAAAAAAGAAGAUAUCAUUUAUGCGAAGAAACUUUACGACAGUUCCUUCCAUCCUGAUAACAAUGAAUUGAUGAAUCUCAUUGGUAGAAUGUCAUUUCAAUUUCCUGGUAAUGCCAUUUUACUCAUGGCAAUGAUGACGUUUUACAAAUCUACGGUUGCUCUUCUAGGCUUGCAAGUAAUUAAUCAAGCAUUUACUACUAUCGUUAAUUAUACAAAUAGAAGUAUAACAACCAAUGAGUUAGAUGAAUCUAAAAAUAAUAUCGUAGCAGAGGAAGCUUUUUUAUGUAGCGCUGCGGCUAGCAGCAUGGUUGUUUAUGGAUUAAAACAAAUGUUUUAUUGCAGAGGACCAUUAUUCGCACGACUUAUUCCAUUGGGAGGAUUGACCAUUGGAAAUAUGAUUAAUUUUGCUGUCAUACGACAAAAAGAGAUUAUAAAUGGAAUUCCUGUAUGGGUCAUUCAUGAAGAACCUUUCAUGAAUUCAAAAGUUGCUGCAAUUAAAGCAGCUUCUGAAUGUUUUUUUACCAGAACAUUAACUGUGGCUCCAACAAUGAUUAUGAUACCAAUUGUGGCAGAAUAUAUAAGAACAACUUGUUUCUAUUAUCGUCGUCCAUGGGCCUUAUUACCAAUCAAACUGAGCUUAUGUCUUGCUUCCUUGUUAGUGAUGAUUCCCUCGGCAUUGGCAUUAUAUCCAAUGUGCAAUUGUAUGAGACCAGAUUUAAUGAAGAUAUUUCCAUCGGAAUAUAAUGAAUUUACAGAAAAGUUCAAAGAGGAAGUGCAGCCAGAUAGAAUCUAUUAUAAUAAAGGAUUGUAAUGUGAUAUUAAAUAAUGCAUCAAUAUGUUA
Messenger RNA from Vespa velutina, 1239 nucleotides. RefSeq names its product sideroflexin-2-like. Lineage: Eukaryota; Metazoa; Arthropoda; Insecta; Hymenoptera; Vespidae. The record is from RefSeq and is a predicted model, not a curated record. Gene Ontology annotation, cellular component: mitochondrial inner membrane. Gene Ontology annotation, molecular function: monoatomic ion transmembrane transporter activity. The transcript is spliced from 7 exons. Gene Ontology annotation, biological process: monoatomic ion transport; serine import into mitochondrion. Bases 181 to 1209 code for a protein of 342 amino acids.